AUGCUACGAAUUAACAAAAGCAGUCACCAAAACAAAAAUUGGAAAAUGAAAGUAGAGCUGCAAAAUGGAUUACAGCCAGCUCGAUCUAUAAAUUUAGUAGAAAUCAAUUAAUUUUCUAGAGUAAUGGCUCUGAAAAAUGUUUCAUCGUUUUCCAAAGAACACAAUUAUGGUGAAUUUAAGGGAAUUGGCACUGAAGAAUUUAUGUGAUUUUUUGCUGUAAACAAGGCAACAAAAGAAUGUGAACAAAAUAUUUUAUCAUUCAAAAAAUUCUCUUUUCCGUCGACUCAUUGUGUAAGCAAUGGAUAACAGGGAUUAUUUAUAUCCGACGUAUGCAGAUGGGAUUCCUCAUCCCAGUCAAUUUCAGCAGACUGAAAAUAAUUUUGUCAAGCAAGAAUACCAAGGACCAUGGGAAAGCAGUGCUCCAUUUGCCUCGGAACCUUUCUAUGCAGGACAAAAUCAGUAUCCACCACCUGGAUAUGGAAACAUGUCAAAUAAUUAUUGUGCUUACCCACCGAACUAUCCUCAAUCGGCACCAGAAUAUCCUGAAUUUGGUGCUAAUAUCGGAAGCUAUCCACAUGGUUUUGGAGCUGGAACUAGUGCACCGUAUCCGGGAUCAGUACCAUUGAAUCACCUAACAAACAGCUAUGCUGUCAACCAGUUUCCUCCUCAUUAUUAUCCAAGCGCAGAAUUUAAUCAUCCAUCGCAAGUUUACAGUAACCAUCCCUCUCACCAUCCCUCUCACCAUCCUUCACAAGUGUUCAACAAUCAUCCAUACUUAAACCAACCUAGAGAAGACAGUUCAAACUUCGGAAAAUACAAAACCAGCAAUAAACCUUCUCUUGCCAAACCAUACACAAAAUCCAAUCAUCAAGAGAGCUCACUUCCACCGGAUCCAUUUUAUGGAAAUUGGUGGGCGAUCGCUCAGACAGAGGAUGCUGCAGCAGAUGGUGCAGAAGAGAAGGAGAAAGUUGUUCCUCAAACAAUUCUUAACUUUGAGAGAGACGAUUCUCUGUGCGAGGUUGGAAAUGCUUUGUUGCGAACACAGAGAGUACUGUGUGAAAAUCUUCAAGGCCUUACUUUUAAUGAGCCUGUGGCCCAUGUGUAUAGUCCGGCGGUAUAUGCAUUUCAGACAUACAAAGAGUUCAUUAGAAAAUACUGCACAUCUGAGAAAAAGGUUCUCUUUGUGGGAAUUAACCCAGGUCCAUGGGGAAUGGUUCAAAGUGGUGUUCCUUUUGGGGAGAGGGCAUUUGUUCGUGACUGGCUAGAAAUACAGGGCCUGAUUCUGAAACCAGCCUGGGAACAUCCUAAAAGACCCAUACUUGGACUUGAAUGCACUAGAUCUGAGGUCAGCGGCAAGAAACUCUGGACUCUUAUCAAGAGUCUAAGUGGACGCCCAGAGAACUUUUUCCAGCACUGCUUUCUGCACAACAUUUGUCCACUCUCCUUUUUGUCAAAAACCGGCAGCAACAUCACACCACCUGAUAUCCUUCCCGCAGAAAAAAGGAACCAGCUGAAUCAAAUUUGUGACGCCUCUCUUACAGAAGUCAUUCGAAUCUUGAAAGUGGAGAUAGUUGUAGCAAUAGGUCGUUAUGUAGAAACUCGUGUGAAAAACAUAAUCAAGAAUGGUAAUUUGCCCGAGUUCAGAGUUGAGUGUCUUGCUCAUCCGAGUCCACUCAACAGAAAAGCUGGAAAUAGGUGGGCGGAAAUUGCUGAGGAGCAGUUGAGAGAAUUUGGAGUGUUGUCAUACAUAAAGUCAGAUCAUACAGUAUCUGGUAUAAAGCAAGAUUUUUCCGAAUCGGAAGCUUCCGAGCAAGACUCUUUCACAGAUGGUAACUUUGUACAGCAUCCGUUAGCAGUCCAAAGUUCUUUGGAGAAAGAACAGACUUCCGAUGCAAGAAAUCCAUUUUCAGACUCAACCUUUGUGAAACAGGAACCUGUUUUUGAUAUCAAAUGCACCAAUCAGGUUGCUGCACCAGAACCUCCCUUCCUGAAGCAAGAACCGGUUUUUGAUGCUCCAUGCACAAAAGAUUUCGCACCAUCUGAUACUCCAAUAAUUGUACAAAACCCAUUUUCAGACUCUAGUUUUGCACACCAAGAGCAAUCAACAAAGGUUCCGUUUGUGGAACCAAGUCUGUAUCAUGAUAGAAAACCCAUGGAGCCAGGUUUGGCCUCUGAUCUUGACAUUAAUAGUGUUGUUCAGGACACAAAAGAAUGCCAUUACUGACCAAAUCUUUGUAUAGCUGGAUACUAUAAUGGUACAUUCUUAGAAACUAUCAGUAUUCAAAGAAAUCUGUACUCAUGGUUUAGCUUUACUAGGAUGUACAUAUAUAUAUAUAUACAUACAUGUGUGUAUCAAUCAUAAUACAGUAAUCAUACGAUUAGGGCUAUAGAGUUUUGUGUAGAAUUGUUAGUGAUAUUUGUCUUAUGUCAGUUUUUCUGUACUGUAGAUCACAGGCACUUGUUUCUGCAACAGUUUACCCUUUAUUAUCAUACUGCAGUGUGAACUUUUAUUACAGAAACAAGUGCCUGUAGUGUAGAUGUACAAUCAUUCAUGACAUUGUUAAGAGUUUGUAAAUAUUAAUGUACAUGUACAAUUCAAAGCUAAAGCCAGUACUUGUAUAAUGUAUUAGAAUCUGAAACUUUGGAGAGAAAAAAACUCAUUAUUAUUUCACACACCAAGAACUGAUUUGAAUCUAAAUCCAAAUCUCAUUCACAAAAUUAUAUAAUGAUUUAAUGAAUGAAGUGAUCAUUUAUUUUAUUAGUUAGAAAGAAAACAAACCUCAGGGCUUACAAGUUGUAUAAAUAUUCAUAGUUGAUUUAGUAAAAUAAGCAAUAGUUUUAUGAUUGAAUCCACAGCAUGCACUGCUGUGUAGAUGUUUCUGUAAUUUUUUUUCUUCGAAAUAAUAUCAAAUCAUCAUAUUGAUAAUCCUUGUGGUCUGCAAGAAUUGUAGUUUACAUGUAGUUUACAUGAAGUUAACCUGUAGCUAUUUAAUUAUUAAUACUAGUACCGGGUAUACAGUACAUUGUUCAUCCUCUUUUUGGAGACUGACAGACAUCGCAUUUUCAGUCUUCUUCAUUUCAUGUUAAUUUUUCGGGGAUUACAACCUUUAUAUUGCUAGAAUUGAAUGCAAAUAUUCAGCCAUUUUCCAUGAAGGUUAUACCCUCAAUUCCCCUCCAAAUAAGAUUGCUGACUAAUAUGCAUAACAGAUUAAAAAACCAGAUUUAUUUUUGCUAAGCUUGAAAUCAUUGCUUUAGACAACAUUGUACAAUCCACCUUCUUUCCUUUUUAAGGGCUGUUUGAUUUUCUAAUUAAAAGUAAUUUUUACUGAUAAAUUUGUAAUUAAAGGUUGUUGAAUUUAUUUCAUUGGUUGUAGCAUGAAUACAAUAUAGUAUAUAAAUGUAUUUUUGUGUAUUUAAAGAGCAUAAGAAAACUUUUUUGAUACACGAAUAAAAAGGCUUUCCUUGCUUUUAUCAUUUGUGAUUGGAUAUUUGUAGAAGUAGUGAUAUUCAAUGGAGAAUGAUUUAUCUGUAAAAUUUUGUAGAGAAAUGCUUUAUCUCUUUUGUUUGUCAAUCAUAUAUAAUUCAAUAAACAAUGUACAAUAAUUCGAAGGAAAUGAAAGAGUAUGCAUGUCAUAAUUAAUUUUUUAUUUGUGUUGAGUUUUGAAUAUAGAUUGAAGUUUUCAAUAUCAUAGAAAAUGAAUUUGAUUUUGUCGGAACUUUGAAACCUGAAUGUAAUUGAUUUAUUAAUCGAUGUAUAUAUUGAAAGAAUUUGAUUAAUAGUCACUUUAGAAGAUGAUGCAUUCUAGUCAUGCUCUGCAUACAUUUAGAAAAGAAAAUCUCAAAUUACAUUUACUCCCUCUUUUGAAUUUAUUUUUACAUCCAAUUUUAAAAGGAAUUGUUUUCUGAAGAUUUUUAAGCUAUAAUCAUGAUGAUUAUUAAAAUUAUAAUAUGAUGUAUUUAUUAUUUUUUGAUUUUAGAUUUAAUUCAUAAUUUUUUUUUAGUGCAUUUUACCCUUUUAUCAUAUACAUAUGUGUGUGUUUUUUUCUGACGUUGAAUAGUUAUUGAAUAUUUUAAUAACAAUAUGUUGGCAUUGUAGUACAUGUAACAAUUGUUUUACUUGACAUAUUUGAUAGUAGACUUUAUUGAUUACUUCUUGUACAAAAUGUUCUUUACUGUAUUUCUACAAAGAAGCGUGUCAGCCUAACUGAAUUUUCUAAAAGGAGAAUAGCAAAUACACAUGUCUUAAAGCAAUAUAGGUUGAAAUGCUUACUUUUACAUAUGAGUUUUGAGUUUUAUUAGUUGGAUGUUUGAAGAAAAUGUUGAGUUUUGAUAAUAAAUUUCAUUAUUUUUAUGUUUAUGUAAAAAGAAAAUGAGAUAUACAUACAUCAUACACGUUAUAUCAUACAUAGUUUUUUUUGCGAUGUCAAAAACAUGGAAUAUGCAUUUAGAGACCAAUAAAUUUCUUCAUUUGAUGGUUGUUUUUGUGUUGUCAAUUAACACCGGGAUCGUUAUACAACGGAGCUCUUUUUUAAAGGAGAUAAUUGAGGUUUAAAGUGACAGUUUCCGGUUUGCGUUGUGGUAAUUUUGUCAAUUGCGGCAAAAGAUUAGAAGUGUCAACGACAGCGUUUAAAUGAUACCGAAGCUGUUUCAGUGGCUUUUAGGAGCUGGGUUAUUCAUAGCUGUAUGGCUGGCAUUUGUUUUAGAAAAAGUUGACAUCCAACUCACGGAAAUACAGAGAACUCUAGUUUUAAUUUCUCCUUUGUUAGCUGUUGGCAUUUUUGGACUUGUCUCUGCAGUAAUAGUUCUAUACAGAGUAUCCACAUUUAAUGAUUGUAAAGAAGCGGCUAAAGAAAUCCAACAGCAAAUAAAAGAAGCUAAAGAAGAUCUAUCUCGUAAAGGAUUUAAAUUUGAUGACACGUGACAGAUGAUGUAGCAAUUUUGAUUUUUCAUUUUUGUUCAUUUAGUUAUCAUGCGUAAUAAAACAUGCAAUGCUAAAAAUCA
Magallana angulata is the source of this 5001-nucleotide messenger RNA. RefSeq lists its product as uncharacterized. Gene Ontology annotation, molecular function: single-strand selective uracil DNA N-glycosylase activity; oxidized pyrimidine nucleobase lesion DNA N-glycosylase activity. Lineage: Eukaryota; Metazoa; Mollusca; Bivalvia; Ostreida; Ostreidae. The coding region runs from base 299 to 2224 and encodes 641 amino acids. Gene Ontology annotation, biological process: base-excision repair. The record is from RefSeq and is a predicted model, not a curated record. The transcript is spliced from 7 exons.